GGAGCCUCAACUGCGAGGCCCGGCGCGCGUCAGGCUCCGUGCGCGCGGUAGCUGGUUCCCGUCUGAGGGAUUGGGGGGAGGGGGUGCUGUCCGCACAGUCCCGCAGCUGCUGCCCCCUCCCUGGGUUGUGCAUACGGGGAGCGCUGGGCUGGUGCCCAUCACUGGAGAGUAAAUAGCCCCUUCCAAUCCCUGCUGAGGCCAGGCUCAUCGGACUGCCAUUGCCAGGACAGCGCGACUUUGGACAGAUGGCUGCUGAGGAAUCCCAACCCCUGUUGAGCUCCAGGAAGCCAAGUGAGCAAUGGCUGCUGCCUGCUGAGCGCUUCCCUGUGCUGGAUGUCUACCUGAGCAAAGUCCAGAACAGAAAGCUCUAUCUGGCCACCUUUGCUGCUGUUUUGGGACCCCUCAGCUUUGGAUUUGUCCUAGGUUACAGUUCACCAGCUAUUCCAGAUCUGAAGAAAAUUAGUGACCCUAAAUUAAGAUUAGACACCAACGAAGCAUCAUGGUUUGGGUCUGUAGUAACAUUAGGAGCUGCUGCUGGAGGAAUACUGGGAGGCUGUAUGGUGGAUAAAGUUGGGAGGAAGCUGAGUUUGAUGCUGUGCUCAAUACCAUAUGUCUCUGGGUUUACAAUUAUCAUAUCCGCCCAGAAUGUCUGGAUGCUUUACAUUGGACGAAUACUGACUGGGUUAGCCAGUGGCAUUACUUCACUUGUUGUUCCAGUGUAUAUUUCUGAAAUAUCUCACUCAAAAAUUCGAGGAACACUUGGCUCAUGUGUUCAGCUGAUGGUGGUGACUGGUAUACUGGGAGCUUAUGUUGCAGGAAUGGCACUCAGAUGGCGCUGGCUGGCUGUGCUAUGUUCUUUCCCACCCUGCAUAAUGCUCGUGUUCAUGUCCUUCAUGCCUGAAACACCUAGGUUCCUGCUGAACCAGAAAAAACGCACUGAAGCUAUGGCCGCUUUACAGUUUCUGCGAGGAUCAGAGGUGGACCAUGAAUGGGAAUGCCGGCAGAUUGAAACCAGUGCUGAGGAGCAGCACAGACUAAGUGUUGCUGAAUUUAAGAAUCCAUCUAUCUACAAGCCAUUUCUUAUUGGUGUGGCACUGAUGUUCUUCCAGCAAGUAACAGGGAUUAAUGCAAUUAUGUUUUAUGCAGAAACUAUCUUUGAAGAAGCUAAUUUUAAGGACAGCAGAAUGGCCUCUGUUGUUGUGGGUUCCAUACAAGUGUUUUUCACAGCUGUGGCUGCACUUAUUAUAGAUAAAACUGGGCGAAAAGUACUGCUUUCUAUUUCAGGGGUCAUUAUGGCUAUCAGCACUGCAGCAUUUGGGCUGUACUGUAAAGUGAUCCUUCCAAACCCUCAGAAUUCAUCACAACCUGGCUUAUUGACUACACUAAAUUCAGCAUCUGUAGGAGCAGAAAACAACCUAGCAUGGUUGGCUGUAGUGAGCUUGGGGCUGUUCAUCACUGGUUUUGCCCUUGGUUGGGGUCCCAUUCCGUGGCUGGUGAUGUCUGAAAUAUUCCCACUUAAAGCUAGAGGAAUUUCCAGCGGUGCCUGUGUCUUAACAAACUGGUUUAUGGCUUUUUUAAUAACCAAGGAAUUUCAUGAUCUUACAGGCUUCCUGACUUCCUAUGGCACUUUCUGGCUUUUCUCUGUCUUCUGUAUUCUAAAUGUAAUUUUUACUGUCCUGUAUGUGCCUGAAACAAAAGGAAGGACAUUGGAACAAAUAGAGGAUCACUUCCGAAGAUCACCUGCGACCUGAGGUUCUUUACCCUGUAGGAAAGUUUUCCUAUUAGGUUACUGUUAGUGUUAUUGCCUAAACUUUUCCAAGAAACAUCCUCUGGAUUAGUAGGCUGCACCUGAAUUCAUGAUGUGGUUAAACAUGGUUUAAAUCAACUUCUAAUCAAUUUUGUUAACUUUGGCAAAAAUCUGAAUUGCAUGGUGGAGAACCAAAACAUUGUUCUCAUAUGCAUGUACGCAUUCAGCUUCUUUCAGGUUUACAAAGCAGCAGGUGGUGCUAAUUCACUGUGAUACAUGAGUUAUUCUCUCCUUUUCCCAGGCCUUGGAGCUUCAUUUGGGCUGUCACUGUUUUUCUCUUUCCAAUGUUCCCUUUACCUACUGUAGAUUAGUUAUGAAGGCUGAAUAACUGCUUUUAAUGGAUUAGCUGGUAUGCUGUUCAUUCUGUCUCUUAUUGCAUGAGCCAGUCCUUUGUGUUAGGGAUUGGAAGGAAUCCCCUCUUCCCUGGCCCGGUGUUUAGCACAGUGUAUGUAGUAUAAAUGAAACCUACUAUUGCCUGAACUGCAUUAACUUCAUACCCUAUUUUGAUUCUUCCACUGUCUUCACCUGUGCUUGUAUGGGUAGUGGCCUGACUAUUGAACAAAGUCCAGGCCAUUGGUGAGUACAAGUCCUGCAACUAAUGCACCAGCCAUCAGCCCUCUUCAGAUGUUUGUAUGCUUGAUAAAUUGCUGAACACCCUCCAAGAGCCCUAAUGUCAGGAGGGGGUUUGAGCACCUCAGGGAAAUAUAUCAUGAUAUUUAGUUGUAAUCUUGUGGGAAAAGCAGGCUAAAAUAGAGCAUUUUACAAUUUCAAAUAAAUAUCUUCAGAAGUGCUAACAUUUGAUCAGACAAUGGAAGAUGUGUUGCUUCUGCUCAGUUUGCCAAACUGCUGAAAAAGCUUCUGGGCCUUGGAAAAAAAUAUUUACUAUACAUCAGAAUGGCACUGUAAAAUUCAGAUACCCUAAUCAGCUGUUCAGUUAUGAGACUGUGGCUGUAUUUACAACAUAUUUACUUCUCUUGUGUGGGAGACUUCUAUCUCAAUACAGUUGGCCAUUGUGACUAGAACCCUAUAAUCAAGACUAGCCCCACCCAGCAUUGACACUACUUAAACCUAUGCUACUUGAACUAUACACAUUUAAGUUACUUGAUGUAGUACUUUCUUAACAGCUGCUGUUUAUACUCUGUUCUGCUUCCAUAA
This is a messenger RNA of Terrapene triunguis (Three-toed box turtle), 2962 nucleotides long. It is a transcript of the gene SLC2A8, whose product is annotated as solute carrier family 2 member 8. Gene Ontology annotation, molecular function: transmembrane transporter activity. Gene Ontology annotation, cellular component: membrane. The transcript has 11 exons. The record is from RefSeq and is a predicted model, not a curated record. Bases 246 to 1751 code for a protein of 501 amino acids. NCBI's taxonomy places the organism in Eukaryota, Metazoa, Chordata, Testudines, Emydidae. Gene Ontology annotation, biological process: transmembrane transport.